Messenger RNA from Ictalurus punctatus (channel catfish), 9268 nucleotides. It is a transcript of the gene l1camb, whose product is annotated as L1 cell adhesion molecule, paralog b. Gene Ontology annotation, biological process: cell-cell adhesion; brain development. Bases 454 to 4311 code for a protein of 1285 amino acids. The transcript has 28 exons. The record is from RefSeq and is a predicted model, not a curated record. NCBI's taxonomy places the organism in Eukaryota, Metazoa, Chordata, Actinopteri, Siluriformes, Ictaluridae. Gene Ontology annotation, molecular function: cell-cell adhesion mediator activity.
GAGAGUGAGAGACAGCGAGAGAGCGACAGAGAGAGAGAGAGAGAGAGAGAGAGAGAGAGAGAGUGAGAAGAGGAAGAGAGUGUAUUUUUUCCAUCACUGCAGCAUCACGGCAGAAGGUGUGAACCACCCAUUGGACCAGAGACGCACUGAGAACGAGAGAGAGAGAGAGAGAGAGAGAGAGAGAGAGAGAGAGAGAGAGAGGUAGACAGACAGAUAGACAGACAUACAGAGAGAAAGGUGUGUCACUGUAGUGUAAGAGGAAGAGGACAAAACGGCUCGACCUCAUCGUUACCUGUAAAGAACGGUGUGAGCUGGACAAGACCUGCUGUGUGUGUUCACGUGUGUGUGUGUGUGUGUGUGUUUGUGUGUGUGUUUGUGUGCUCGUGUUAACUGUAUAUCUCUGUGUGUAUGAGUGUGUAUGUAUGUGUGUGUAUCUCUAUGGGACGGUGAACAAUGUCUCGCACACAGUGUCACUCAUCGGCCACUAGAGGGAAAUGCAGAGCGUCACAGCUGCUGUUUCUUCUUCUCUGGUUCGGGAAAACUUUGGGAUCCAUUCACAUCCCUAGCGUCUUGAAAGAGCCUCCGCUGAUCACACUACAGUCGCAGUCGUACACCGCCUUCUACACCGAUGACGUCUCUCUGAGGUGCGAAGCUAGCGGCAAACCCAAACCCACUUUUCGAUGGGUGAAAGAUGGCGCACUGAUCAAGGAGGAAAGGAACGGGUCGGGAAAUUUUACAGCCGACCCAAACAAAGAACUGAAAUUUUACCAGGGGACGUAUCGCUGCUACGCGUCAAACGAGCUCGGGACGGCUGAAUCGGGCCUGAUAGAAGUCAUCACUGAGCCCAUUCCAGUCUCAGUAAAGGACAAGAGGGUGGUGAAGAGGGUGAACGUCAACGAGGGUGAAAGUGUGGAGCUACAAUGUAACAUUCCAAACAGCACAGUGAAAGCUAACAUCCACUGGAUGGACAAGAAAUUGAUGCAUAUUAGGCAAAGUGAACGCGUCACUAUUGGCCUGAAUGGUAAUCUCUACUUCGCCAAUGUGCUGAUCAGCAACACCAGAGACGAUUACACCUGCUACACCCAGUACGUCGAAGCCAGAACCAUUUUAUCCACAGAUCCAGUUUUUCUCCAUGUUAUUCCCUCCAAUGAGGUGGUGAACAGACAUCCCGGUCUCCACCAACCCAAGGGCGCACACACCAAUUAUUUUGCCCUCCGAGGCCAGACUCUCAUCCUGGAGUGUAUUCCAUACGGGCUGCCAACUCCCUCUAUCAAGUGGGAAAGGAAAGACGCUUCGUUUUCCUCCACUAAAGCAGCUGAGGAGCGCUUCGGCCGGUGGCUGGAGUUCACUUCAAUCUCGGAGAGUGAUGAUGGAGAGUACACCUGCACGGCCUCGAAUAUAAUGGGACAAGCAAAACACUCGUACACGGUCACCGUGGAGGCUGCUCCUUAUUGGACGAAGCAGCCUAAGAGCUCCCUAUACUCACCGAGCGAGACGGUCAGACUGGACUGUCAUGCUGACGGCAUUCCUACACCACACAUUGUAUGGAAGAUUAAUGGAGUGCCCAUCUCUGAAACGAGUCCUGACACCAGGCGCACUGUAAAAGGCGGGACUUUAAUCCUGAUUGACGUUCAGUUAUCUGACACGGCUGUCUAUCAGUGUGAGGCCUCCAAUAAACACGGCACGGCCAUCCUGAACACCUACAUCCACGUCGUCGAACUGCCCCCUCAGAUUCUGACUGAUGACAGAAGAGUGUAUAAGUUGAUGGAGGGAUCCAUGGCAUCUCUGUACUGCAGUUCUUUCGGUUCUCCACGACCCCAAAUCAGCUGGGAGAGUGAAGAGUUCGGUUCGGUUCUGUCCAACCCGAGGAUGUCACAGAUGACCAACGGCACGUUACACAUCACCAACGUGAGCUACGAUGAUGCAGGAACAUACCUGUGUUCAAUCAAAAACACUAACAUAUCCAUUACUGCACUGCUGGUGGUGCUGAACAGGACUCGGAUCGUGUCCCCUCUUCAUGACCUCCGGGUAAAACAUGGAAAUUCGUUGGUUUGGCCGUGCAGGUACGAAGUGGACAAUCGGUUCUCUAAGCCCUUAGUCCAGUGGAGGAAAAAAGGACAAAAAAUCACAACAUUAUCUCCAGACGACAAAUACACAGUUUUUGAAAAUGGAUCACUGUGGAUCACUGACAUCACCCUUGAAGAUGCUGGACCCUACAGCUGUGAGGUCAUCACCCACUUGGACAGUGAUAUGACCACUGGAUCACUGACUGUGAUCGAUAAGCCUGAACGUCCUCACUCACUGAAGCUGGAUGAGAAGGCGAAUCGCAGCGUCACUCUGACCUGGAGCCCCGGAGACGACAACAACAGCCCUGUGUUCGAGUUUGUGAUUGAGAUGCUAGAAGAACUGCCCUUAGAAGCAGCGAUGUGGAAGGAGCUGAAGCGGGUUCCUGCUGAAAUCCAUCACCUGGAGAUUUCUCUACUUCCCUUCUGCACGUACCACUUCAAAGUGGCGGCGGUCAAUGAGAUCGGUCAGAGUGGCUUCAGCAAGCCGUCUGAGUCGUACACCACACCUCCUGCAGCACCCGACAUGAACCCGGAGAAAGUGAGGAGUGAAUCUACUGAUCCAGAAACUAUGACCAUCACAUGGGAGGAGCUGGAGCCCAGGCACUUUAACGGCAAAGAUUUUGGGUAUAAAGUGUCAUGGCGUGAUGCAACUGGCCCUGAGAAGCCUUGGCAGUCUGCGACUGUUUCUCACCCUCCGUUUAUAGUCAACAAUACAGAUACCUUCGUGCCCUUUGAGAUCAAAGUGCAGGCGGUGAAUAGCAUCGGCGAAGGACCGAGUCCAGAGGCUGCCAUCGGCUACUCGGGAGAAGACAUCCCCGUGGAGGCACCGGAUGACAUAGAAGUGACUCUGGUUAACGCUACAACCGCGUCGGUAAAGUGGAAUCCGAUCAGUAGAGAGUCUGUGCGUGGACAUCUUCUUGGCUACAUGAUCUACCUGAGGAGGCUGGGUUCCAGAGGAGACAGUGGGAAAAAGAAGCGAGCGCUAGCUACGGUGAAAGAGAUGGUGCGAGACAUGGAGCAUGUGACGGAGCGUGAGGACGAAAGUCAAGUGAUCAUCGUUGAAGGAAAAGAGGAGGCGACCGUGAGUGGUCUGGACUUCUACUCUGAUUAUGAGCUGUCAAUCGCAGCCUUCAACAGCAAGGGAGAGGGGCCUCUGUCUCCUCCCACCCACUUCGAGACAGCUGAGGGAGCUCCAGGCCGGGCUUCACACUUGACAUUUGAGAGUCCGUCGGAGAGCGAGCUGAAGCUCUUCUGGAAAAAACCUCACAAAACUAACGGGAUCCUGAAAGGAUACAUCAUAACACACCAAGAGUCUAUGAAGAACGGUUCCAGCACGAUACAGAGCACGACAAUUGAUCCAACAGUGACGCAGUACACAGUGGACAAACUGGACUCGAAAAAUUACUACAUUUUCUCCCUGAGAGCUUUUACUGCUGCUGGAGAAGGAGAACCCAUCCACGUUAAUGCCACCACCUUACUCGACGGAGUUCCACCAACUUCUGUCAACGCGACCGUUGGAGAAACGUCUGUGAAUCUGAGCUGGGUUCCAGGAGAACGGCACCGAAACACCGGCUUUACAGUUCACUACCUGAGGAACGGGGAUCAGUGGGAGGAAUCAGAGCAGGUGAAUUUGACGCAGGCCUUUUAUCAGCUGCAGGGACUGAAAGCAGGAACAAAAUACCGCCUGGAAAUUCGCCACAACAACCUCACAUACUGGACAUUUGAUAUGAAGACUACAGGACCAGAGGUAACAGGAGUGAAGAACGGCUUCGCCACUCAGGGCUGGUUCAUCGGCCUCAUCAGCGCCGUGGUGCUGCUGCUGCUCCUCCUGCUCAUCCUCUGCUUCGUCAAAAAGAGCAAAGGAGGAAAAUAUUCAGUGAAGGAUAAAGAGGAAGGACAGAUCGACUCUGAUGCGAAACCCAUGAAGGAUGACGCGUUUGGAGAGUACAGAUCCCUUGAGAGCAGCGACAAUGACGAGAAGCGUUCUUUCAGCCAGCGCUCGCUGUGUCCCGAUCUGAAACGCGCGAGUGAUGACAGUCUGGUGGAAUACGGAGACAGCGUGGACAUCCAGUUCAACGAGGACGGCUCGUUCAUCGGGCAGUACAGCGGCCGCAGAGACACGCAACCGUACCCGCACGGAGAGCACGAGAGCUCAGGGAUCCCGUCCCCAACCAACCCCGGCAUGGAGCCUCCACGCAGCGGCAACCUCUCCACCUCCAUCACUGGCGUCUUCGGGGGGAACUGAGACACGACCGGACGACUCUGCCGUAUCACGAGAGAGACUGAGCUGGAGAGAUCAACCUGUCCUAGCACUGGCUUUCAUUCAUAAGUAAACAAAGAUCAUUUAUUCUCUGACUAGCAAGUUUAAUUUUAAAAAAUAAAUAAAAUAAAAAAAGACAUACGGGGACCGAAAAAUAUUUCAUCACUGCCGAUAACGUUAACAGUUUUUAAAGCACACAUACGCUCAUACAAUUACAUACACACACACACACACAGACAUAUUAGUCUAAAGGCCUGGAUAGACUUUUCUCCCCAAAUCCAACAGUGACAUCACUGAACUCCAGAACAACCUCUCAUCUUACGACACAAAAUGGCCGCCCAAGCUAUCAACUCACAGAUUGCAACUUCAGCGUAUUGGGCAUCAAUCUGAAGUGACUUCUAAUGGCUCCGCCCCCUUUCUGCUACGUAGCACCGGUCACAUAUCUCCAAGGAGGAAACGUGUCUAGUGGUUAGUCUCACCACGGACAUCAGAUACACACUAAAAUCUUGAUUUAUGAAAGAUUCGCAUGGACGCUUCAUAACACCAGAAAUGAAAAGAUUGCGCUGAUUAAUGGAGAAGGAUCGCAUCUGUGAUAUGAGAAAAAAAAAUUCCAUGUCUGCCUUAAUGAAUAUGUAAUUUGGUGUGUUUCUUCUCUGUGUGUUUGAGCACAGGCAUAACUUUACUUUACAACACACACAUGCAAUAUACUGUACAGCUUUUGCACCAGUAUUCAACCAUUGUGAAACAGUCUACUUGACUUUAACGCUACUUAAGGCUUAGUUGAAAUACUACAACUCUGAACAUCUUGAACACGUCGUGGCUAAUUGACCCGAUCGCACGCACAAUUUAGUACGCGUUUUUUGCGGUAUUAGUAAAUCAGGGCCGAAAAGUACACGAAAUACAUGAUUUGUGACAAACCGAAGAGAAAUAAGGAAGUCGUUACCUCAGGAAAACUGGAACCGUGACUAGAAAACAAGGAAAAAACAAACAAACAAACAAACGGAAAAAAAAACAAGUGUAUAACAAUAAAGAAAAAUUAAAUUCACAAUCUUUAUUUUGCUUCUCUAAAACAUAACGCACUACAAAAUUUACAGUAUGUAGUUAAUUAACUAACUUGUUCUAAGCCAAAGUCCCGAAUUAAACGCAGGUGAUGCUGAAAUGUUACGCUUGUGUGAAGAAAUCAUCGUCUCCUUGGCGAUACGACUGUGAACAUGUUGCGUGAAGUAGAUUAACUUAGGUUUAUUUUAAAAUACACUCCUCCGCUCAUUCGACAAGUGGCCAGACAGUCGUGUGACGUAGGUGUUGCGCAAUUCCAAACGGGGAUAAUGUGAAUAUUAACGAAGGGGGCGUGGUCAGGGCGGAGCUGUGGCGUGAGUGAGGAAGGUCGGUACAACACACAGAGCCGAAUUGAAUUAUUGCGGUGUGAAAUUUGGUCAGAUUCGUCUUUCCAGGCCUUCAGAAAAGACACGACGAAUAGAAAACAUUCCAGAUCAGUGUUUACAGGACAAACGCGUGACAUUUAUUCUUCCCGUUCUAGCCUGUGUGUGCUUUCCAACAUCUGCUCCUGUAACGUUUCCCAUCGAUCCCCAUCAACCCCCUGUUAAACCCUCAAUAAUGCAAAACGUGUUGUAAUACUUUCAUACUAAUACGCCGUACUAACUAAACUACAAAAUGUAAUGUUGUAAUGGUUUGGGUUUUUUUUUUUUUUCUCCCCCAAAAUGGCUGAUGUUACAGUAACAUUAUAUUAGCAUGCUGAUACAGAGUGUAAUAGUGAAAUUAAACACACACACACACACACACACACACACACACACACACACAGGUUCAUUUGUUCAUAAGGAACGUUACAAAUCAGAAAUGGCGUUAUUUGUUUUAUUACGUCUCGUCAUCUCAUCAUAUUUAUGAAUAAUCCAGAAUUCACCCAGAAAUCAGAGUCAGGGACUUAAAAGAAACAAGAGUGGUAAUGAUGAUGACUUAUAUGUCUUAGGGAUUUCAAAAAAAAAAAAAAAAUUAUAUACUGCAUUUUUUUUCCCCCCAUCACAAUAAUCAUAUCCAUCUUACAUAAGCGGUUGUGUGUUUAUUUUGCACUAUAUCUUUCUGUAUUUUAUUUAUUUAUUUAUUUAUUUGGUCAAAUGCAUUUUAAUUUCCUAUAUUUUGGUCAUGACCCCCCCCCCAUAAUUUCCUAUACAUUUUUAUUUUAAUCUAUACAUUAAUGCAUAGUUAUUUCAUUAAGACAGUUUGUGUAAAAUAUCAUACUGUACUAUAGCAGCAUAUGUAUCUUAUAUGCCUUAGGGAUUUAAAAUAUAUAUAUAUAUACAUAUUUAAUUUUUUUUUUUUUUUGGUCACAUCAGUCUUUCAUAAGCAGACAUUUUACUUUUUUUUGGUAAAAAUACAUUUGCUAUACAUUUUAAUUUGAUGAAUUUUUUUAGUAUUAUUAUUUUAAUUUACAACAUUUAUGGACAAUUAUUCAGUCAUGUUUAAUUAUAAUAAUAUAAUAAUGAUACCAUACUGUACUAUAGCAGCAUAUCUAUCUUCUAUGCCUACAUGUACGGUGUGUACUCGUCUGACUCCUUUAUUAAUCUCCAUAUCUUACUUUUGAACAAUUCAGGAAUCAUAUAUCUGUAUCAUUACCGGUGUAUUGUCAUCCGCAGGGUGUUCAGUAGUGUAUUUGUUGCUACUCGCUAUAAGGUCAAACAUCCCCAGCCAAAAUCUCUGCUUUUUAAAAAAAAAAAAAAAAAAGACUUUUUUUCAUUUCUGUGAACCAAUACUGAGCUCUAUUAGCCGCAGAUGCUAAGCGCAUGAAUCUCGACAAUGAUAUGGCGAAUCUGUCUGUAAGGCUGUGCCUGUUUGUUUCCCCUCUUAAUGCUGAAAUUUGAAUAUGAUGCCUUACAGAGCUAUGGCUCUUUUUUUGGUCCUCUAUUUUCUAUUUCCAUCUGUCUUUUUAGUAUCUGUCCAUCUGAGAUAACGCCAAGCAUGAGUCACUAAGAGAUAGUAGUUUAGCUGGGCAUGUGCCGAGAAUCGGUUGUGCGAUAGAUCGUGAUGUGGUUAUCGUAGACUUUUUUAAAAAAAUGACCGUCAUGAGUUCCGUUCGGGAGGAAAACGUUGGCGCGGGUGGAGAUAAAGUCAGUCGCGUUCAGUGGAGAGAAUGAGAAGCAUUCUGUCUCAGCAUUGUUAGCUUUUCAGCGUUCUGUUUUAAACCGGAUAAGAUGCUAAAACGUGGAUUUGCUAACUGCUAGCUAUCAUGGAGAUGGAAAUUUGAAGGAAUGACCCAUCUAAAUGUGGACAACAUGGCAGACUGGAUCGUUUCCCUGACUGAGGAAUUGUUUACAUAGCUUUCUGAUAGCUAACAUCUCCUUUAUGGUUCUUAUAAACUGUCAUAUUUGUGUUUGUUUAUUGCCGGAAAUGAUUCCAGUGGUUACAAUUAGCUAGCUAACAUACUGUAUCACUAGCUCAAAGGCGUCAUACUGACCUUGACUAUGUUUUGACACCAAUAGUCAUAUUUGUGUGUGUCAAUCACUACAAAUCAUGUUUUAGCCAUCUAACAUAGCACAUCCUGUCAGGAAGUUCGUAGCACUUGCUAGCUAGCAUUAGUUAGUUGGCUAGCUAGUGAUUAAAGCAUAGAUUUGAUGCUGAUGGUCAUAUUUGUGUGUCAAUUGUUGUGCAAAAUCUAUUUUUACGGUCACAUUUACCUGACAGAACUUGCUAGCUAGCGUUAUCUAGCUAGUCAGUUGUGUUAGCCAGCAUGUUUAUUGCUACAAAAGCUAAGGGUUAGGGUUGAAAAAAAAGCUGAGCGGUUUGUAUCCGAGCUGAGGAGCGAGUGAUUGUUUUACACACUCUUUCCUUUACGGUUCGUAUCAACAGUCGUAGCUGCAUUUGUUGGUUGACAGAAAGUGUUCCAACAGUUACACUUAGCUAGCCAAAGCUAAUGCAACCUCACAGACAGCUUAUAUAAUGUGCUAGGUAGCAUUUUUAUUAGCUGGCUCACUGGUUAUUGAAGCAAAAUUUUACUAUGACCAUAUUUGUGUGCGUCAAUCACCGUAAGUUUUUUAUAGUUACAUUUAGCUAGCUCAACCUGACAGAACUUGCUCGUCAGUUAUGUUACCCAGCUUGUUGGAUUUUUUUUUUUUUACUUUUUGUGUGUCAGCUAGCUAGUUAUUAAAGCAAAGAAAUUGACACAAACAGUCAUAUACUUGUGUGUCAAUUGCCACAAGUUGUAUUUAUGUUUACAUUUAGCUAGCUAAAUUAGCCCAACCUGACGGAACUUGAUAGCGAGUGUUAUUUAGCUAUUCGGUUAUGUUACACAGCUUGCUUUUGGCUACGACAGCUGAGCAAUUAGAGCAGUGAAAUGCCACGUCACGAUAAUAUCGUAAACUGUGAUAGUUAGUCGAUUACAUCGGCACAUGCAGAGCUGUAAAGCCUCCCUUUUAAUUUGUUUUCUUGCUAGUAUUUAGUGAAUUUAUUAGAUGAGUUGCUGAGCAGGCAGCCAGAAAGAAUCAGCGAGGCUUUCUGAAUGUAAAUAAACGUAAAAGAUUGUCAUUUAGCAUUUCGCUUCCAUUCUUUUCUUUUUUUUUUUUCUCUCUCCGCGAAAGGAUGUUUUUAUAUAAACGUGCACUGUUUUUAUUUCGCCAUUUCGCAGGUUUGAUAAUACAUUUAGAAGAGUAGGAAAUGGGAAUGCAGCCUUCUGUCUUUUGUUUAUUUUUUAUUAAUUAAGAAAUGAAUCACGAAGCUUCGCUACUGUUUCUGUACAUUGUAAUAAAGAGUGUAAUGAAGUGAAGUGAAGGAACUCUUCCUGUAGAGGGGCGCUCUCAGGGCUGUUAGUUUACUCACAUCUUUUUGUAACAAUGAGCAAAAGCGCUGCAUAAAAGUGUUUCCAUCCACCUGUUUUAAUGCUAAUUGUGGAUUUGCGCAUGAAUAAAAACAGAAUUUCAAAAACACAACUUAA